Messenger RNA from Hemibagrus wyckioides, 1064 nucleotides. RefSeq names its product endonuclease domain-containing 1 protein-like. The coding region runs from base 51 to 893 and encodes 280 amino acids. The transcript is spliced from 3 exons. The record is from RefSeq and is a predicted model, not a curated record. Gene Ontology annotation, molecular function: metal ion binding; nucleic acid binding; hydrolase activity. Lineage: Eukaryota; Metazoa; Chordata; Actinopteri; Siluriformes; Bagridae.
ACAAAUUCCUGACAGACUCACUAGACUGUGAGUGUUUAAACCGUUCAUUCAUGUUGUCUGGUGGUUUUCUGUGUGUUCUUGUAGGCUCCUUGCUGGGACUAAGCCACAGUGAUGUGGUGUCUGACUUUAGCGAUGAGCCUGAGUGUAUAAAGUACUUCUACAAAGGGAAGGUGCCUCAGUGGGGGUCGGACACACCCGGCGCUACCCAUCUCUGCCAGCGCUUCCAGAACCGGUUUCAUUUUGCCACGCUGUAUGACACACACCAUCGCAUUGCUGUCUACUCGGCAUACAUUUUUGAGCCCAGCAGCGGUGGAGGCAGAGAGAAGCGCUGGUUUGUGGAGCCCCAGUUGGUGAAUCAGAACUGGGCAGGGGAAAUGAGAGAGGGAUACUGGCUUGGACAGGACAAUCCUGGUGUCUACUUGGGCGAGAGACAGGCUCUGAAUGAGGAUUUCACGCACUCAGGGUUUGAUCGUGGUCACCUCAAUCCUAAUGGACACCAUGCAGUGCCGAGCCGUAAUGCUACGUUCACCCUCACAAACGUGGUGCCUCAGAACCCAAAACUGAACCAGAAAUCUUGGGCCAAUCAUGAGUCCACGCUGGCGAAGAUGUUCAGCACUCAGUGUGACAAGGCCUACGUGCUGGUCGGUGCCAUUCCCUCUGCUGACAACUGGAUCAUCAAGAAUAAUGUUAAACGUGUCAAUAUCCCAGAAUACAUGUGGAAUGCUUACUGCUGCAUUGAUAGCAAUGGCUCUCCCGUUCGCAGUGGAGCUGCAUUCGCCCUCAACACUGAGCAGAACCUCGUUGAGCAGUGCACGCUGAGUGAAAUGGUUAGCUUCCUCCAGCAAUACUCCAACACACCAGUAGGAGAGCUGUUCCAAAAUCAAUGCCAGUAACAGCUUCCCAUACUGCUUAUUCACUUUUACAGCUUGACAUGGGAUAGCCAGCAGAAAUCCAUCUAAAUUGUAUAUCUGUUUACCGGUUUUGGUAUUUUUGGUGAGCCACAACUAAACCUUGAUCCUCCCUGUCCAGUAAAAACAAUAUUAAAAAUAAUCAUACAGACACAA